AUGAGAUUUGAUCAUACUCAUGCGUAUAUCACUUCGGCUUAUUAUUACCGAAAUUCUAAAUCAUUGGGAGAGAAUGCGGUUGCUAUGGUAGUGGUAAUGAGUCAGAAGACAUGCAAAGAUCUUGAGAAAUACGAAAUGACGAUUGUAGGAACUAAUGAAUACAAUAAUAGUAUGACAUCAAAGGCUUCAUUAAAAAUAGAAACGGCGGAGGAAAUGUCUUGUGAAUAUGUGAUGGUUUUUGUACAAGCUCAGACUAUUAUGAACCCUAAGCGACUCGAAAUCGAAUCGCUAGGUACUAGAGUUCAGAUUCCAUUUCGAGAACCGCGUAAAUGGUCGCAUUCUCCAGUCAUUAUUUGUAUCGCUCCGCAAUUUGUAGCGGAAAAAUGGCAAGUGUUUCUUAUGAACAUCCAUGUUGCUAGACGAUAUGGAGGACAUAUGCAUUUUUACAUUACAAGUAUGGUCGAGGAACUUUUUAAUACAUUGAAGAUUUAUGAAAGCAGGGGAAGUCUGACACUUGAUUAUUGGGUCAGAAUGAAGUUUCAAGAAACGACAUCACCGUAUGCAGAUCCAAUGAGAAAUGUUGAAUGGAGAAAUCAAGCAGGAGCACAGACAGAUUGUUUGUUGCAAUAUAAAGUAAUAGCUGAAUUUGUUGCCUUCUUUGACAUUGACGACAUUCUUAUUCCUCGAUCAUCUCAAAAUUAUCAUCAAGAAUUCUCAAGUCAUUUUAAUCCUGAUCCAUCAUUCCAUUCAAUUUUCUACAACAAAAGAGAUGUUGAAGUGCAAAAAGUGAAAAAUGUAAAAGACUUUUCUUUUCGUCAACUGUUCUCCACAAUGAAAAUUAGAAAAGAGGAAGGGUAUGGGAAGUCGAUUGUGAAUCCACUGAAGUACAAUUCCACAUGGAUUCACCACUCAUUCCAAUUGCCAAGAGAUAAGAUUUUGAAGAUCUUCAACACGGAAAUAAUUCAUGUCAAAGACAUUUUGAUUGUUGAGCUGGAUCUAAAUGCUCCUUUCAAAUUGCCAAAGGUUUUUGGAACAGAAUCAGAGCCAUUGAUAAGAGAGACAGAUCUCAAAUCACUGGAUAUAGACUUCCAGAAUUUAUUUGAAGAUACAGGAUAUAGAGAAACAGCUGUUCAAAUGGUAGACCAUGAUUUCUACAGUCCGAUUGUCUUCAAAUGCUACAACGAGUCUUUCUAUCAUCCAUUUUUUGUAGAACACAAACAUUUUAAAGACAUUUGUCCAAAUGCGGAUAACUGUGAACUUCCUCAACGCGAAGAUAUUAAAUGCAUCCAUUCAGAUGCCGAAUAUAUCUCUGGACCUGAAAUGUAUCCAAUCACUUUCCAUUACGCUAUUCGCCCAUACUGGUCAAAAGAAAUAGGAUGUUAUCAGUAG
Molecule: messenger RNA, 1389 nt
Organism: Caenorhabditis briggsae
Lineage: Eukaryota; Metazoa; Nematoda; Chromadorea; Rhabditida; Rhabditidae
Exons: 8
Coding region: 1-1389 (462 amino acids)
Source: RefSeq, a predicted model, not a curated record